This is a messenger RNA of Owenia fusiformis, 767 nucleotides long. The record is from the annotation of a GenBank genome assembly. NCBI's taxonomy places the organism in Eukaryota, Metazoa, Annelida, Polychaeta, Sabellida, Oweniidae.
ACUUGAGCCCCUACGAGCUGAAUAUGAAUUCUUCAUCAAUCACUGCACACGUAGAACAUAUGUACUCGAAUUUUCUAAGUGCACUGCCAAUGAUUGUCAUCACUGUUCAUCACAUCCUGUAAGGGCAGUUGAAUUUAUGAAGUACAUGAAAGGCUUAGGUGGAAGGUUACCAACUCCAACUAAAAGUUCAGUUCAUGAUGGUCACUACUUAACAAAGCUAGAGUUGGACCACCACUUGAUUAUCGAGGGGAAAGCACCAAUAGGUUUAGAUGAGGGCCUUCCUUCAAAAUCAGAUCCAAUUAGCUAUUGCCCCAGGGGAUGUUCAUAUGUCAUACAAUCCAAAGCAGAUGGAAACAAGCAUGACCUGCUUUGUCACUACACGCAGAGGACCAGUGAGCAAAGAGUGAAACAAAGAGAGAGGAAACUCCAGGAAAGGAAUGAUGGUACCACUGACAACGUAGAACUAGGAAAUCCAGCCCACACAUUUGUUUGCCACCAUCACUGUCCUGACACUGGUAUGGACUGCUCAAUGAGUUUUCCAACAAGUUACAUGCUCAGAAAGCACAAACUGGAGUCUGGGCAUUUAAAGCCACGGAAGAGGCAAAGGGUGAAUUGAACAUGAUGAAUAUACAGUGCAUGGAAUAACAGUACAUAAUCAAUACAUGAAAUAUAUAUACAGUGCAUGAAAUAUACAGUUUAAAUACUAUGUACAUGGAAUACUACUACAAUAAUUUGAAUCUACGAUUUUGGAUAAUAAUACAAAUGAA